Molecule: messenger RNA, 300 nt
Organism: Microthlaspi erraticum
Lineage: Eukaryota; Viridiplantae; Streptophyta; Magnoliopsida; Brassicales; Brassicaceae
Source: the annotation of a GenBank genome assembly
AUGGAGGAUGAUCAAGACCAGACGUGUUUCACGUUUGAGAUAGAUAAUUUCUCUGAGAAGGAAGCUGUGAUAUCUUCACCAACAUUCUCAAGCGGCGGUUGCGAAUGGUUUGUUAGGGUUCAUCCCAAAGGCAGUAUUGUUGAUGAUCACUUGUCUCUGUUCCUCCACGUUGCGAAUUCUGAAUCAUUGCGUCUUGGAUGGAGAAGACGAGCUAGUUCUUAUUGGUUCUUAUUCUACGUCUCCUUUCUCAUUUUUAACUUUGCUCCUAGCUCCUUAAGUGCUCUUUUGUUACUAAUGUAA